Tarenaya hassleriana is the source of this 1884-nucleotide messenger RNA. RefSeq names its product plant UBX domain-containing protein 8. The transcript has 11 exons. Bases 117 to 1772 code for a protein of 551 amino acids. The record is from RefSeq and is a predicted model, not a curated record. Gene Ontology annotation, molecular function: ubiquitin binding. Lineage: Eukaryota; Viridiplantae; Streptophyta; Magnoliopsida; Brassicales; Cleomaceae.
GUACAUCGAUUCGAUUUUGUUGCCUCUCCUCCUUAGCUACAACCCAAAAAAAAAAAAGAGAGAGCUAAGAUUAAAAAAAAAAGGUUCCGACGAAACAAUCUCUCAGAUUCUCCGGCAUGUCAUCAACGGAGAGACUCGAUCAGGAAUCGAUCGACACCUUCAUGAGCAUCACCGGCGCUCCCGAAGCAGUCGCCGUCCGGGAACUCGAGGAGCAUCGUGGUGAACUCAACAGAGCUGUUAAUGCAUAUUUCAGCAAAGGAGAUCGAAAUAUGGUACCUGAAGCAUCGGUGAAUGUCCCUCAGGAUGAUGCAAUGGAUAUCGAUGAUGAUGAUGAUGUGAUUCCUUCUACACGAAGAGAACCUCCUCUAUCGCUUCUCUCUGCUGCUAGAACAAUGGGACCCUUUUCGCUUCUGGAGUCAAAUUUCGGUAGAAGUUUUUUCGAGAAUGAUCCUCUCGUGUCACAUGCACCAUUUGUUACGCAUCCAAGAGAGGUCAGGCAGAUACCGAUAGAGGUUAAGGAUAGCAGUGAGCCAUCUGGUCGGUCAAGCGACGCUCCUACUAUCGAGGAUGUGUCCGGGACAGCGCAUGCUCAGGGGUCAGCUGUCCAAGGGACAGUCAUUAUAGACGAAGAGAGUGAUGAAGAUAUUCAUGCUGCACCAAGAGGACAAAGUGGGCAUGUGAGAGCCACCGUACCUGCACGUGAUAAUUUUCAAGAGUACAAUGAUAUAGAAGAAGAAAUGAUCCGGGCUGCCAUUGAGGCUUCGAAAAAGGAGGCAGAGGGAUCGAGAAAUCCAUCUACUGGAAAUGAUGACAUAGCUGAAAGUGCCACAAUGUCCUUGAAGUCUGCGGAGGAAGAAGAAGUUUUGCGGAACCAAGGCUCAAAGGCUUCAAUAUCAGAAGGAGGAACUUCUAAAGUGACUGUACCCGAGCUGCAGAAUACACAAACCGUGAAUGGAAGAUCGGCAUCACCUGGCUCACCGUUGGAGGAUGACUCUGAUGAUGUCGAGGACCAACCUCUUGUUAGGCACAGGUCGAGGCAUGGGGCCUCUGGCUCUCAGGCUCCACAUAACUAUGACCAUUCUCGCAGCCCUGAAGUAGAACAUGCAAGUAGCCAUCCACCCGAUAGUGGUAAUGGUUUUGCUUCUGAGUGGGGAGGUAUCUCUUCCGAGGAACAUGAUGAAGCUGUCAUGCUCGAGGCUGCAAUGUUUGGUGGCGUACCUGAGAGUGGGUACAAUUUCCCUUAUGCAUAUCGCCAGCACAGGGCAUUCCGCCCGCCAUCGCCUUCAUUGACGGCUCAGAGAUUGAUACGAGAACAACAGGAUGACGAAUAUAAUGCAUCACUCCAAGCUGACAGAGAGAAAGAGAUGAAAGCCAUCAGGGAAGCUGAGGCUCGUCGGUUUGAGGAAGAAGCUGCCAAAAAGAGAAACGAGGAAGAAGCUCGGAGAAAACUGGAGGAGGAACAGGAGCUGGAGAGACAACUAGCUGCAAAAGAAGCGUCUCUGCCUCAGGAACCGCCCGCAGACGACGAAAAUGCCAUGAACCUUCUUGUCAGGAUGCCCGAUGGCAGCCGUCGUGGCCGCCGUUUUCUCAAAUUUGAUAAACUCCAAUCUCUUUUCGACUUUAUAGACAUUGGCAGAGUGAUGAAGCCCGGCACUUACAGACUGGUGAGGCCAUACCCAAGGCGUCCUUUCAGCCAAGGGGAAAGCGAGUUGACUCUGAGCGAUGCCGGGUUGACUAGCAAACAAGAAGCACUGUUCCUGGAGCUGAUUUGAAGUUAAAUUUUUUAAUCCCUUCAAUUCGAAUCAUAAUGGUACCAUAUAUAUAUGAAGCAGCUCUACAACUUUUUUAUAUAAUAAUAUCUUAAAGUUUUUAUUUAUUUAUUUA